Anguilla rostrata (American eel) is the source of this 1738-nucleotide messenger RNA. RefSeq names its product NIF3 NGG1 interacting factor 3-like 1 (S. cerevisiae) (gene nif3l1). Lineage: Eukaryota; Metazoa; Chordata; Actinopteri; Anguilliformes; Anguillidae. The transcript has 7 exons. Gene Ontology annotation, cellular component: cytoplasm; mitochondrion. The record is from RefSeq and is a predicted model, not a curated record. Bases 161 to 1525 code for a protein of 454 amino acids.
CAACGAACCAAUAGAAAGCUUUCUUUAAUUUUACCGACUAAUCACAGAGAAGUAUAGCGCGAAGCCCUUCCUAUGAAGGAAAACACGUUGUGUGGCGUCUUCACGGAGCUGACUCAGUAGAAGAUUGUUUGCAUUUAGGCGAGGCAGUAUAUCUAAACCAAUGCUUCCUGGAUGGGUGAAAGCAUCUCUGAGACCAUUUACACUGCCCUUUAAAUUGGCUUGCUUUAGCACUUGCUCAUUCUCUUUCUAUAAACAUCAUCUGACAUUAUCUCACUCCGUUUUGUCCCCUCAGAAGACCCUUGGAUCUUACAUUUCUUCCCCAUCAGUUUAUGCUAAUUUUUACACUUCAUUCCACAUUCUUGCAACAUCAUCCACUAGUUUUAUCUUUUCCCAGUCAUUUUGCAAAAAAUUGUUUUUUCCCACUCCUCUUUCUUAUUCUCUCUCCCAGUCACCUUCUCUGUUCCAGUCCAGUCACUCCUGUAAACCCAUGGAUUUAUCAGAAGUCUUAGAGGUGCUUGAGAAUUUGGCUCCCCUGCCAUUGGCAGAGCCAUGGGACAAUGUAGGACUCUUGGUGGAGCCAAGCAAAGUCCAUCCUGUUAAAACGGUCUUACUGACUAAUGAUUUGACAGUACCUGUUAUGGACGAAGCUGAGGCCAUGAAUUGUGACCUCAUUGUCUCCUAUCACCCACCAUUGUUUCGGCCAAUCAAGCGAUUAGUUCAAAGGGACUGGAAGCAGCAGUUGGCUAUCAGGGCAGUCAAAGCAGGAAUUGCAAUUUACUCUCCCCAUACUGCCCUAGACUGUGUGAGAGGUGGGGUCAAUGACUGGCUGAUUGGCGGAGUAGGCAGUGGCAGUGUGUCAGUGUUAAGUCAGGCUGCCAGUAGCACUCCCCUAACUCACAAACUGGAAUUCACUGUGAGGAAUCAUGAGGAAUUGAAAAUGAUUUUGGCUGAACUAAUGGAUACAACAGGGAAGUUAGAGUACACUACCACAAGAUCUGAUGGCGAUGGGUACAAUGUAAGCCUCAUCUGUCCAGACUCCAUCCUGACUGCUGCUGUCCAAACUCUGUCACAACAUGCUACUUCUAAGGAAUCUCUCCGCAUUCUGCAACUUACCAAGCUGCCUCUCCCUGGUUGUGGUCAGGGGCGAAGGAGCAUUUUGGAUGAACCCAUCUCUAUAGCUACAGCCGUGCAACGAAUCAAGUCACACUUGGGCCUGAGCCACGUGAGACUGGCUCUUGGUGCCCAGCAUACACUUGAGUCUGCAGUCAACACAGUGGCAGUGUGUGCUGGAUCUGGAGGGUCAGUUCUGAAUGCGGUGAAAGCUGAUCUCUACAUCACAGGGGAAAUGUCACAUCAUGAGGUCCUGGAUGCUGUGGCUGCUGGUACUAGUGUUAUCCUGAGCGACCAUAGCAACAGUGAGCGAGGUUUCCUCUCUGUGCUGAAAGAAAGGUUGUCAGUGCGUCUCUCUGACUCCAUCUCCAUCAAGCUGUCCCAAAGAGACAGGGACCCUCUGGAGAUACUCUGAAUCCAUAAGGAAUGUCACUGUUGAUUAGACGGUCUGACGGUUACAUUCUCACACAAAUUUAUCUUAAACCUGUUGGGACGAAGCAGUAAAACGUAUUUUCAGUUGUGUAAAUCAACAUAGACCAGUUAAGUAGAAAUAUCUUUGCUAUUAAGUAUAUAGAUAUGGACCUGUAUUCCCAGCUGUUAAAUAAAAUGUUCCUUGCUCCCUCCUCCA